UGGCUGGUUUGUGGCUGUUGUGUCUGGCUAACCGUUCGACUGUUUCCGCAACGCAAAGUUCGCGAAGCGAUUCAAAAUUCCCGAGUGUCAAAAUCCCCCGUGGACAAACUGGGCAAACGGCGCCGACAACGGGACAUCAAAAGCAUCAGAACUUUGGGGAGCCAUGAGCGAGCAAAGUGAAAUGGGCGACUGCUUCUUAUGGACAGAUCACGACGCGAACGCUAGGGAGGCCGUGCUAGGCUACGCCAGGUCCAAGUGCCAGCCGAACAACGACUUCGUCGUCCUCGGCACAGAGUCCGCCCCAGGAGACGUCCGCAAACGCACGCUGCUGGGCUUCCUCGUCGAGACUCUGAGGCGUGCCGGGAGCUUCCCGAACGGUGCCACAACUGUGCUUACGGUGCCAGAGCACUACCUGGCCUUGCAGCUGUGCGUCGCCCGCGUCAAGCAGGAGACCGGGCCCUUCGACGCCACGGGCGGCGAGGUGCUCUUCAACGACUCGCAGUACCAGCAGCACCUUGCGGCGCCCGACGAAUACCCGGCUUCCGAGUUCGUGCAGAAGUACGUGGAUUUCCUGGCUCACAGCAACACGGCCAACCACUGGCAGGUCCUCGCCAAGUUCAGGGCGAUCGUCGCCUCCGGUGGGGACGUCGGUGCGCGCCUCGCCAGGUGCGUCUUCUUCGUGCACGGGCCGGUGAAGUCCAAGUUCGUUCGAGAGUGCCUGACCGCCCUGUUCGAGGGCCGGCGAGUGCAGCUCUUGACGGCGGAGAUGCCGCUCGACGUGAGCCUGAACGGGGGCUGCAACUUGUCCGACGUCAGCGUGAGCUCGGAAACGCUGCUCGGACCCGUGCCGGAGUCGAGCCCGACGGGGGUCGAAAGUGAGGCGGCGACCGACUCAAUGACGCACGUGGUUCUCGCCUUCCUGCGCGUCCUGGUGAACAGCCGGGACGAAGUGGCACUGGCCACCGCGAUGGCGUCUCCCGCCGUCCGCCUCCCGCACGACGCCUUCACGGAGCUCAAGCGCCUCUCCCUGGAGAGUGGGAUGCCCAUGUGCCAGACGGUCGUGUCGUACGUGCUCAAGGCCCGCCUGGGCGUCCAGGAGUGCGCGCUUACACCCUUCCUCUGCAAGCUGUCCGAGUUCGUCGACGUCCUUCACCGGCUGCAGACAUUCGCCGAGGAAGAGGACGCGACGACGGCCGUCAGGAAAGCCGUGGGACUCCUAGUGUCUCGAGUGCGGAGCGUGGGAGGCCACGAACUCGCCUGGGACCGCGUGCUCGAGCUCAAGGCGGACCUGCUCAGCCUUGCCGAGAGUUUGGAGUUGUCGGGCUGCGAGGCCGACGGGGAGUCGGAGUGGGGGUCCGGAGGGGGUACGCUGCGAGUGCUCAGGAGCAUGGCGGACGUCCUGUCGACGCGGAGGCUCUCCUACAACCCGACGUUCGUGCUGUACAACAUGGACAGUCAGGGGACACCCCUCAACGUGCCGCGGAUGCUCGACUACUUCAAGACGCCCGAGUCUCCGGAGGAAGUGGACGAGUACUGCGAACCACUCUCCAAGCGCAUCUCCAAUAAGCUCGGCGUGGAGUCGAGCUGCCCCCGGCGUGCGCCUGACGAUGCCGUCCCGCCGACGCUGAGAGGGAGCCGGCCCCUGGCUCUGCUCAAUGCAGAGACGAAGAACGCGAGGCUAGCGUCUGGUCACGCAGGUUCCGAGGCGCACCCCAAGAAACUGGCGAGUAAGACCAAGCGGAGCCUCAUGCCGGAAAUCAAUGGUUCGGCCAAGAGGAAAAAAACUACCAAGACCGCAAGUUCCAGGCAGCUGCUUCCCAACCAAAAGACGAUUACGUCGUUCUUCGUGAGGACCUAAGAUUUCAUCAAACCUGAUAUCAUCGUCAACUUACGAGCGGGGGACUACCAGACCAUUCGUCCAUUGUGAAUCUCUUGGCAGACUGAUCUCAUUAUGUACAAAGUCCCACACAAUAUAUAUCUUCAUCACAGACCACAAAAAAGAGAGCAACCCAAAUGAACGCUUUUCUGUUCACCUCAGGGUGAACAGAAAAGCACAUGUAAAGACAAGGACAGAGAGAAGGAACAUGCACAACACACAAGUGCUGACUCGCUACUGAAUUUAUAUACAAAAGGAAAAAGAGGACGUGCUGAAGGUCACGCAGUGCAGGCAGUGAAUGUCACGUCCGACACAACACCAUUUAACUACAAUGUCUUUGCUGCAUAGUCUGAUCUGGAAACAAGGUUUCUGUAUGAAGCAGUGUCAUUGAUGGGUGGCUAAUGCAGCACUCCCCCAAGCUAUUAAUGCGAUGCGCUUCCAAGAUUUCACAAGUCGUCUUGUCUCGAUAAUGUCCAUUUAUUGUUGCGU
Molecule: messenger RNA, 2365 nt
Organism: Ixodes scapularis (black-legged tick)
Lineage: Eukaryota; Metazoa; Arthropoda; Arachnida; Ixodida; Ixodidae
Exons: 1
Coding region: 164-1858 (564 amino acids)
Biological process (GO): negative regulation of double-strand break repair via homologous recombination
Cellular component (GO): chromatin
Source: RefSeq, a predicted model, not a curated record